AAGGAUCUGCAGGUGGAAGCAAAAUCUGGGGAUCAAGUGGUACCAAAGAGAAAGUGCAAAAGAAAAAGGGAAGCAAAAGGGAAGCAAAGGAAGGAACUGGUUGCCUGUCAGAGGAGAAAUAAGUCUGAGGUCUCAGCCCAAGAUGAAACAAGAAAGAGAUUAAGGCAUAGAAGUGCCAUGCAUCAGAAAGGGGUCAGCUGCAAAUUCAGCAUUAAAACUUAUCAGUAUGUUAUAACUUGCUGGAAAAGGUAUAAAUGCUUGGAAGGUAGAAGGAGCUUCCACUGGAGUAGUUCAAGAAUUAGGCAGCAAAGGAUUCACACAGGGGAGAAGCCAUAUAAAUGCUUGGAGUGUGGAAAGUCCUUUUCUCAAAGUGGCAACCUAACUAGACAUCAAAAGAUUCAUACAGGAGAGAAACCAUACAAAUGCUUGGAGUGUGGAAAGUGCUUCUCUCAGAAUGACAACCGAAUAGUACAUGAAAAUAUUUAUAUUGGGAAGAAACCAUAUAAAUGUUUGGAGUAUGGAAAGUGCUUCUCUCGGAAUGGCCACCUAACUACACAUCAAAAGAUUCACACAGGGGAGAAGCCAUAUAAAUGCCUGGAGUGUGGAAAGUCCUUCUCUCAGAAUGCACACCUAAUCACACAUCAGAAGAUUCAUACAGGGGAGAAGCCAUAUAAAUGCUUGGAGUGUGGAAAGUGCUUCUGUCGGAAUGCCUACCUAACUGUACAUCAAAAGAUUCACACAGGGGAGAAACCAUACAAAUGCUUGGAUUGUGGAAGGUGCUUCGCUCAGACUGGUCAACUAAGUGUCCAUCCAAAGAUUCACACAGGGGAGAAACCAUACAAAUGCUUGGAGUGUGGAAAGUGCUUCUGUCGGAAUGCCUACCUAACUGUACAUCAAAAGAUUCACACAGGGGAAAAGCCAUAUAAAUGCUUGAAUUGUGGAAAGUGCUUCUCUCGGAAUGACAGCCUUACUACACAUCGAAAGACUCAUACUGGGGAGAAGCCAUUUAAAUGCUUGGAGUGCAGAAAGUGCUUCUCUUGGAAAGCUUACCUAACUGCCCAUCAAAAGAUUCACACAGGGGAAAAGCCAUAUAAAUGCUUGAAUUGUGGAAAGUGCUUCUCUCGGAAUAGUGAACUAAUGCUACAUCAAAAGAUUCAUACAGGGGAGAAACCAUAUAAAUGCUUGGAGUGUGGAAAGUGCUUCUCUCGGAAUGCCUGCCUAACUAAACAUCAAAAGAUUCAUUCAGGAGAGAAACCAUAUAAAUGCUUGGAGUGCGGAAAGUGCUUCUCUCGAAAUGGCCACCUAACUACACAUCAAAAGAUUCACACAGGGGAGAAGCCAUAUAAAUGCCUGGAGUGUGGAAAGUGCUUCUCUCAAAAUAGCAACCUAAUCACACAUCAGAAGAUUCAUACAGGGGAGAAGCCAUAUAAAUGCUCGGAUUGUGGAAGGUGCUUCGCUCAGGCUGGUCAACUAAGUGUCCAUCAAAAGAUUCACACAGGGGAGAAACCAUACAAAUGCUUGGAUUGUGGAAGGUGCUUCGCUCAGACUGGUCAACUAAGUGUCCAUCAAAAGAUUCACACAAGGGAGAAACCAUACACAUGCUUGGAGUGUGGAAAGUGCUUCUCUCGGAAUGGUGAACUAACAGUACAUCAAAAGACUCAUACAGGGGAGAAACCAUAUAAAUGCGUGGAGUGUGGAAAGUGCUUCUCUUGGAAUGCCAGCCUUACUAGACAUCGAAAGACUCAUACUGGGGAGAAGCCAUAUAAAUGCCUGGAGUGUGGAAAGUGCUUCUCUCAAAAUAGCCACCUAAUCACACAUCUGAAGAUUCACACAGGGGAAAAGCCAUAUAAAUGCUUGGAUUGUGGAGAGUGCUUCUCUCGGAAUAGUGAACUAAUGCUACAUCAAAAGACUCAUACAGGGGAGAAACCAUACAAAUGCUUGGAGUGUGGAAAGUGCUUCUCUUGGAAUGGUGAACUAACUGUACAUCAAAGAAUUCAUACAGGGGAGAAACCAUAUAAAUGCUUGGAGUGUGGAAAGUACUUCUCUCAGAAUGCCUACCUAAAUUUACAUCAAAAGAUUCACACAGGGGAGAAACCAUAUAAAUGCUUGAAGUGUGGAAAGUACUUCUCUUGGAAUGGCAACCUAACUGCCCAUCAAAAAACUCACACAGGGGAGAAGCCAUAUAAAUGCUUGGAGUGUGGAAAGUGCUUCUCUCAGAAUGCCCACCUAACUGAACAUCAGAAGAUUCACACAGGGGAGAAGCCAUAUAAAUGCCUGGAGUGUGGAAAGUCCUUCUCUCAGAAUGCACACCUAACUAAACAUCAGAAGAUUCACAUUUAAUUAAUUCUUUAUUGAUAAGAUGUCCCAGCUGUUGGAACCGAUCACCAUGCUACUUAAAGAGCUCACAAACUCCAUUAAAGACAUCACAGAAACAGUUAACACAGCACUUGAGUUGGGGCUCAAGGUGGAAGAAGAAAUUAAAACCUUGCAAUCCAAUGAAGCUAUUCAAUAAAAUCAUGGAAUUAGAAAGCAAACAAUGCCAAAAUAAUUUAAAAUUCAGAGAGCUGGCUGAAUCUCCUGGAGCUAACUCUGAGUUUAUAUCUUUUAUCUCACCAUAACUUGCUUCUUUCUAUCUGGCAUAGCUCCAACCAUAACUAAAGCAUAUCGACUGGG
Molecule: messenger RNA, 2673 nt
Organism: Gekko japonicus
Lineage: Eukaryota; Metazoa; Chordata; Lepidosauria; Squamata; Gekkonidae
Product: zinc finger protein 420-like
Exons: 1
Coding region: 178-2340 (720 amino acids)
Biological process (GO): regulation of transcription by RNA polymerase II
Cellular component (GO): nucleus
Molecular function (GO): DNA-binding transcription activator activity, RNA polymerase II-specific; RNA polymerase II cis-regulatory region sequence-specific DNA binding
Source: RefSeq, a predicted model, not a curated record